ACGAAGAAAUUAAUAAAUAUGCAUAUUUAAUAACUUUAAUUUAUGGUAUAUUGUUUUUUAUAAAAUAAAUACCAUGUCUAACGCAGUAGUAGUGAAGGCUAAAACAGAACGUAAAGUGUUCAGACCAUCAGCCAAAGUUUUGAAUAAAAUACCUGAUGAAAUUACAAAUAAUUCAGACUUGAUUGCUGCUAUGCAGUCAUUACCAUCCAAUUAUAAUUUUGAACUACCGAAGACUAUUUGGCGAUUACGGCAAAUGCAAGCCAAACGCGUUGCAUUACAAAUGCCUGAAGGACUGACCAUGUUUGCUGUACAGUUAUGUGAUAUUAUUGAACAAUUUACUGAAGCAGAUACUGUAAUUAUGGGUGAUGUUACAUAUGGUGCUUGUUGUGUUGAUGAUUUUACUGCAAAAGCUCUUGGAGUAGAUUUGUUAGUACACUAUGGCCAUAGCUGUCUUAUUCCUGUUGAUCAAACUGAAGGAGUCAAAGUAUUAUAUGUGUUUGUUGAUAUUAAAAUUGAUGCUAUUCAUCUCAUUGAAACUGUAAAACUGAACUUCACUAAACAGCAACGAUUAUUAUUUGUAAGUACUGUUCAGUUCGUCACCACUUUGCAAGGGUUGAUAAAUCGAUUAAAAAUAGAUGGUUAUAGUGUAAAAGUUCCACAGGAAAAACCAUUAUCACCAGGAGAAAUUUUAGGAUGUACAUCUCCUAAAGUUACAGAUGCUGAUUGUUUAAUAUAUUUAGGUGAUGGCCGUUUUCAUUUAGAAUCAAUAAUGAUAGCUAAUCCUGAACUUACAGCGUACAGGUAUGAUCCAUAUGAAAGAAAAUUGACUAGAGAAUACUAUGACCAUAUUCUUAUGAAAGAUACAAGACUAAAAGCAAUUGAAAAAGCUAAAGAAGCCCAAGUAUUUGGUUUAAUUUUAGGAACUCUGGGUAGACAAGGAAGUAUCAAAGUGUUAGACUACUUUCAUGAACAAAUGCGAUUGUCUUCAAAGAAUUCUGUCACUAUUCUUCUAUCAGAAAUAUUUCCACAAAAGCUGUCGUGUUUUAGAGAUACAGUUGAUGCUUGGAUUCAGAUUGCGUGCCCACGGUUAUCCAUUGAUUGGGGUUCAGCUUUUGACAAACCAUUUUUAUCACCUUAUGAAGGUGCUGUUGUUUUGAAUCAAAUUGAAUUCAACAACCAAGAAAAUUAUCCAAUGGAUUAUUAUAGCAGUAAUAGUUUAGGAGCUUGGACACCAAAUUAUCGACCAAUCAAUGGUUGUUGUGGAAAAGGAUGUGCAAAUAAUCCAAAAAGUGAUGUACAAAAAUUAAAUUGUUCAAACAAUCGAUUAGAUGUAAAAAAUAAAGUAGACUAAAUUCAAGCAAAUUGUACCCGCAUAAAGACAAUAUUAAUAAAAUGUAUGAUUAU
Molecule: messenger RNA, 1404 nt
Organism: Sipha flava (yellow sugarcane aphid)
Lineage: Eukaryota; Metazoa; Arthropoda; Insecta; Hemiptera; Aphididae
Gene: Dph1
Product: 2-(3-amino-3-carboxypropyl)histidine synthase subunit 1
Exons: 5
Coding region: 74-1351 (425 amino acids)
Biological process (GO): protein histidyl modification to diphthamide
Molecular function (GO): 2-(3-amino-3-carboxypropyl)histidine synthase activity
Source: RefSeq, a predicted model, not a curated record